Molecule: messenger RNA, 558 nt
Organism: Suillus bovinus
Lineage: Eukaryota; Fungi; Basidiomycota; Agaricomycetes; Boletales; Suillaceae
Exons: 2
Coding region: 121-402 (93 amino acids)
Source: RefSeq, a predicted model, not a curated record
CACACAUUCACGAUGAUUUCGCAAUUGCAAACUAGCUAGCUCGAGCAAAAGAAAUACGUCACACGUCGUCACACAAAGUUCGUAUUCCUCUCCAGGAUCGACAUCCGAGCGACUCAGCAAAUGACCAUCUUAAUGAGCAUCCAGGCAUUCUUAAACCGUUGCGGGGCUUCUUUCUAUCCAAACGCUGCGGCGAAGUUGCUUGUCUACUACUGCUCCAAGAAGGCUUUUACAUCCUACGGAUACAGCACUCGCUUUCCUCGGUUUAUGGACCAUAUCGUUGUAUAUCUACGAAGAUGGCAUAGGCCACUCCGAGGACAUGCACCCAGCAUUCAACGCUAUGUCCCACAAUUCCAUCAACAUUUUUCGAAACUGGAUCCAAGGCAUAAAAUCACCAUUUAUUAGCAAAAUCAUGUACUUCACGACCAUGAACGCUAUACAAUCUCAAUACCAUUAGAAAAUACGAGGGAGCUCGCUAUGAACAGAUGAGGUCAGCCUGAAGACAUCACUCGUCACAGUAGGCAUCCGGGCGGGAAGUGUCGAAGGAGGGUCCAGUCAAAU